AUGUCCCUUUGUGCCUCUUCUCACAAGGAGUUUUCUCAGCUCUUACCUGUUGAAGAUAUGGAUAUAAAAAACUCACCUUCGAGCAUUAACUCUCCUGUUUCCUACAAUUGCAGUCAGUCCGUCCUACCUCUGGAGGAUGGCCCCAUAUAUAUGCCCUCCUCCUAUGUAGAGAGCCACCAUGACUAUCCAGCCAUGACAUUCUAUAGCCCCACUAUAAAUUACAGUAUUCCCAGCAGUGCCAGUAACUCAGAAGGGGAACCUGGUCGACAGACCACAAGCCCAAAUGUGCUGUGGCCAACUCCGGGGCACCUAUCCCCUUUGGCGAUCCAUUGCCAGUCAUCAUUUCUGUAUGCAGAACCUCCAAAGAGUCCUUGGUGUGAAGCCAGAUCACGAGAACAUGCCCUUUCUGUAAACAGAGAGACACUGAAAAGGAAGGUUAGUGACAGCAGUUGCACCAGCCCUGUUACUAGUUCAAGCUCAAAGAGAGAUGCCCACUUCUGUGCCGUCUGCAGUGAUUAUGCCUCGGGAUAUCACUAUGGAGUCUGGUCAUGUGAAGGAUGUAAGGCCUUUUUUAAAAGAAGUAUUCAAGGACAUAAUGAUUACAUUUGUCCAGCUACGAAUCAAUGUACAAUAGAUAGAAACCGGCGCAAAAGCUGCCAGGCCUGCCGACUUCGGAAAUGCUAUGAAGUAGGAAUGGUGAAGUGUGGGUCUCGGCGAGAAAGGUGUGGGUACCGCAUAGUGCGACGGCAGAGAGACCCCGAGGAGCAGCUGAACUGCGUGGGCAAAGCUAAGCGGAACAGCGGGGCCCGCGUGAGGGAGCUGCUGCUGAGUGCCCUGAGCCCCGAGCAGCUGGUGCUUACCCUGCUGGAGGCCGAGCCACCCAGUGUGCUCAUGAGCCGCCCCAAUUCCCCCUUCACCGAGGCCACCAUGAUGUUGUCCUUGACCAAGCUGGCGGACAAGGAGUUAGUGCACAUGAUUGGCUGGGCCAAGAAAAUCCCUGGCUUUGUGGAGCUCAGUCUGUACGACCAAGUGAGGCUCUUGGAGAGCUGCUGGAUGGAGGUGUUAAUGCUGGGGCUGAUGUGGCGCUCAAUCAACCAUCCCGGCAAGCUCAUCUUUGCUCCAGACCUCAUUCUGGACAGGGAUGAAGGGAAGUGUGUAGAAGGAAUUUUGGAAGUCUUCGACAUGCUCCUGGCAACAACUUCAAGGUUUCGAGAGUUGAAACUCCAACACAAAGAAUAUCUCUGUGUCAAGGCCAUGAUCCUUCUCAACUCCAGUAUGUCCCCGUUAACUGCAGCAACGCAGGAGACGGAGAGCAGCCAGAAGCUGACUCACUUGCUGAAUGCGGUGACCGAUGCGCUGGUCUGGGUGAUCGCCAAGAGCGGCAUCUCCACCCAGCAACAGUCUGCUCGCCUGGCCAAUCUCCUGUUGCUGCUUUCUCACGUCAGGCAUGCCAGUAACAAAGGUAUGGAACACCUGCUCAACAUGAAGUGCAAGAACGUGGUCCCCAUUUAUGACCUGCUCCUGGAGAUGCUGAACGCCCACACACUUCGGGGGUACAAGUCCUCGGGGUCGGAGUCCAGUCUGGCAGAGGAGAGGCAGAGCAGGGAGAACUGCCAGACCCCGGAGUCCCUGUGA
Elephantulus edwardii (Cape elephant shrew) is the source of this 1635-nucleotide messenger RNA. It is a transcript of the gene ESR2, whose product is annotated as estrogen receptor 2 (ER beta). Gene Ontology annotation, molecular function: nuclear receptor activity; zinc ion binding; nuclear estrogen receptor activity. The transcript has 8 exons. Gene Ontology annotation, cellular component: nucleus. The coding region runs from base 1 to 1635 and encodes 544 amino acids. Gene Ontology annotation, biological process: estrogen receptor signaling pathway; cellular response to estradiol stimulus; regulation of DNA-templated transcription. Lineage: Eukaryota; Metazoa; Chordata; Mammalia; Macroscelidea; Macroscelididae. The record is from RefSeq and is a predicted model, not a curated record.